AUCUAUGGUUAACAAUUACCUUACCUAGUUACCUACCUACUGCAAGCGUGCCCUAGGCCUACUGUGAUUCGAUAUUUUAGAAAAAGCGAAGAAAAUGUCUUCACCACGCCCGAAAUCGCCGCGUACUCCGGUACUGCCGAAAAAAGAGGAAGAAUCAUUCUGGGACAAAAUUGGCACCAUUGGCCGUAAGAAACGUAUCAAAGAAGUCCAGGAAGUGCAAGCAGAGGGGAAAUAUGCGAUAGACUCGCCUGGGAGCCCCACAGCUCCGGAGAUACCGCCUGAGGAGUACAGCUUACUUGAUAAUGAAGAAAGGGCGAUCAUAGAACCAAGAUCAUUAGAAGAUCCGAGAGUUAAAGAGCUUAUUCAGGUAUUGAUAGACUGGAUUAAUGAUGAGCUUGCAGCCCAGAGGAUUAUUGUGAAGGAUAUUAGCGAGGAUCUGUAUGAUGGGCAGGUGCUACAGAAACUUCUGGAAAAGCUCACUGAGACUAAGCUUGAUGUUCCUGAGGUCACACAAUCUGAAGAGGGCCAGCGUCAAAAGUUAGCUGUUGUACUCAGAGCUGUUAAUAGGGUACUGUUCGGGACAUCAAAGCCAGCUCAGAAGUGGAGUGUUGAUUCUGUACAUUCCAAAAAUGUAGUAUCCAUUCUCCAUCUUCUGGUGGCUCUUGCCCGCCACUUCAGGGCACCUAUCCGCCUGCCGGAGAAUGUCAGCGUUAAUGUUGUUGUCGUGAAAAAAGAUGCACCCAAUCAGCUAUCUCAUAGAACAUACAUCGAAGACAUUACGACAACCUACGAUGAUCUCGGUAUGAAAUGUGAAAGAGAUGCGUUCGAUGCUCUGUUUGAUCAUGCACCAGAUAAAUUACAAGUUGUUAAGAAGUCGCUGAUAACAUUUGUGAACAAACACCUGACCAAGGUGAAUCUGGAAGUGAUGGAUCUUGACACGCAGUUCCACGAUGGUGUAUACCUUUGCCUCCUCAUGGGUCUGCUUGAGGGUUUCUUCGUCCCACUCUAUGACUUCCACCUGACCCCUCAGGAGUUCGACCAGAAAGUGCACAAUGUGUCUUUCGCGUUUGAGCUGAUGCAGGAUGUUGGACUUGCUAAGCCUAAAGCAAGACCUGAAGAUAUCGUGAAUCUCGAUUUGAAGUCAACACUCAGAGUUUUGUAUAAUCUCUUCACGAAAUACAAAAAUAUGGCCUAACUCCCAAGUCAUUGUCUUGACAAUAUACUUGCUUUAAUAAUU
Molecule: messenger RNA, 1237 nt
Organism: Maniola jurtina (meadow brown)
Lineage: Eukaryota; Metazoa; Arthropoda; Insecta; Lepidoptera; Nymphalidae
Gene: parvin
Product: beta-parvin
Exons: 8
Coding region: 95-1195 (366 amino acids)
Biological process (GO): cell projection assembly; establishment or maintenance of cell polarity; substrate adhesion-dependent cell spreading
Cellular component (GO): cytoplasm; focal adhesion; actin cytoskeleton
Molecular function (GO): actin binding
Source: RefSeq, a predicted model, not a curated record